AUGAACUUCAAAAACUUCGCAAAUCAGCCAACGGAUAGCAGAAAUGGGAGCGGCCGGCCACCGGGGAACUUCCCGUUGGCGAGGCAAGGUUCCAUCUAUUCGUUGACCUUUGAUGAGCUACAAAACACCAUGGGAAGCAUCGGAAAAGAUUUUGGGUCAAUGAACAUGGAUGAAUUACUAAAAAACAUCUGGAACGCUGAAGAAAUGCAAACAACGGGAUCUAACUCCGGCGCCACCGUUCAAGAUCGCGGCGGAGCUGGUGGAGCAAAUUUACAGAGACAAGGAUCGUUAACACUCCCAAGAACAUUAAGCCAAAAAACAGUCGAUGAAGUUUGGAAAGAUUUAUCAAACAACGGAUUCGGACACCCGAAUUUACCCCAAAGGCAACAGACUCUCGGAGAGAUGACUCUCGAGGAGUUUCUGGUUAAAGCCGGCGUUGUUCGGGAAGAAAUUCAAUUAUCCGGUAAACCAAAUGAUAACGUGUUGUUCUCCGAUUUAACAAAUUCUCAAAAUAACAACGGGUUUGGUGCUAUCGGAUUCCAACAGGCGGUAGGUGUAGGUCAGAAUUCCGCCAUUGAUGAUCCUCGUAGUAAUCAAAUUUCAUUUCAGUCUGGAAAUCAACAAAUGAACGGCAAUGGGGUUCGAUCUAUUUUACCUUACGGAGCUCCUCCCGUCGCUAUUCCAAGAAACAAUCAUUUGGGUAGUCCUGUAAUCAGGAAUGGAGUCGUGGGUGUAGGUCUUUCCGAUCCGAUGAUGAACAAUAAUAACACUUUAGUUUCGGCCGCCACUCUUCAAGGCGGGAUGGCAGGGAUGGGUGGUGGCGGUGGUGGUGGUGGUGGUGGGGUCACAGUUGCCACCGGGUCUCCGGCGCUUUCAUCGGAGGGGUUAGCAAAGAGUAAUGGUGAUACGUCGUCUGUAUCACCUGUUCCUUAUGUUUUUAAUGGAGUUUUCCGGGGAAGGAAAAGCGGUGCGGUUGAGAAAGUCGUUGAACGGAGACAGCGGCGGAUGAUCAAGAACCGAGAAUCGGCUGCCAGAUCUCGGGCUCGUAAGCAGGCAUAUACAAUGGAACUUGAAGCAGAAGUAUCGGAAUUGAAACAGAAGAACCAAGAACUGAAACGGAAACAGGCUGAGCUACUAGAAAUGCAGAAAAAUCAGCAGGUUAUGGAGAUGAUGAACAUGCAACCAGGGACAAAACGACAUCGUCUAAAAAAAACACUUUCUGGGCCAUGGAGGGCGGCGAUAGUCGGAACUUCCACAACAACAGUGGGAGGUGGCGAUAUAGCAGUGGCAGCCGGUGGUGAUUGCACUCACGGCGACAACAACGAUUGGCGGCAGCUCCACCGCUUCCUUCCUCUCCUCCGACUGUGA
Molecule: messenger RNA, 1368 nt
Organism: Lactuca virosa
Lineage: Eukaryota; Viridiplantae; Streptophyta; Magnoliopsida; Asterales; Asteraceae
Source: the annotation of a GenBank genome assembly